GUGGAAUAUGAGGCUCUAAAUUUGUGUAUAAACCAUGUAUAAACUAUAAAUUUUGUGUCCAAAACUUACUUUCUAAAGUUACUUUGAUAAACUACUUUUUAAUUUUUAAGUUAAUUAUGGCUACUCAUUUAAGCACUAAGGACCGAUUGCUGUCGUUAAUAGACGAUAUGGAGUUAAUUGCAAAGGAAAUAAUAGAAGUGUCUAUAGCCCCGAAAUCUCAGAAAUUAUCGGCAGCUGACCAUGCACAACUAACUGAUUUACUGCUAAGUAAAGAUGCAGAGUUAAAGAAGACACUAGAAUUAGCAGAUGAACAGGCUAAAAUUCAACAAAAGAUGAACGAACUUAAAGCCGAAGUUGACAAUAAGGAUCAAGAUAUUUACCAUUUACAAAGGCAACUAAAAGAUGCAGAACAAAUUUUAGCGACAUCGUUGUAUCAAGCAAGACAAAAACUGGCUUCAAUCGUUAAGUCAAGAAAGAGACCUGUUCCAUCUGAGGAGUUGGUAAAAUUUGCACAUAGAAUAAGUGCAUCAAAUGCUGUAAGUGCACCGCUGUCCUGGCAACCUGGAGACCCAAGACGACCUUAUCCUACCGACUUGGAGAUGAGACUGGGUAUGCUAGGUCGGCUCUGUGAUCUACCACUCAAUGGCCACACUCCUUCCACACUGAACGAGUUACAUCGUAUAACCACUGGAGGAGUGCCAGCGUCAGCAACAAACCAAUUCACGUGGCACCCCUCAGGAGAGCUACACAUGUCAGUGGGAGGUGGCAACUCUGUGGCCAUCGACGGGCGCAGUAAAGAUGCGCCUACACAGGAAGACGUUGAAGUCAUGUCCACUGACUCAAGUUCCAGUUCGAGCAGUGACUCACAAUAACAGUUUUGUGGUUUAUAAAUGUGCAAUUAGACAAUUGAUAUUGGAUCACACAAUGAAAGAGUGUUAUAUGAUGGGUGCAUCUGAUGUUAUUAAUAUUUCACUCAAAUAAACAAUACUAAUUCAGUAGUCAUUGAGACUGUCUCUUUGUUAGUGUUGCUGGGAUUUUAAUACAAUGUAUUUAAUUUGUACUCAAAGAAUGGAAGAUAAGCAAAGCUAUGUAUUAUUGUAUAAAGACUGCCUUUUAUAAAAUAAAGGGCCUGUUUCACUAGUUGUGGAUAAUGCUAUUUGACAGAUAAUGAUAUCCAACAGAUAAAAGUUUAUUAGAUAUUAUUCUUUUUCACCAUCCAACUUCACUCUAAUUCCAGGUCCUAAGACCUAUUUAUUAUACCUGUCCUGCUGUUGAAGUCUAAUCGUAACUUAUUUGGAGGAUAACUUUUUCCACAACUGGUAAAACAGGAUCUAAGUAUGUAUAAGUGCAAAAUAAAAGUAUACUAUAAUUUAA
Molecule: messenger RNA, 1374 nt
Organism: Melitaea cinxia (Glanville fritillary)
Lineage: Eukaryota; Metazoa; Arthropoda; Insecta; Lepidoptera; Nymphalidae
Gene: MED4
Product: mediator of RNA polymerase II transcription subunit 4
Exons: 5
Coding region: 117-872 (251 amino acids)
Biological process (GO): regulation of transcription by RNA polymerase II
Cellular component (GO): mediator complex; core mediator complex
Molecular function (GO): transcription coregulator activity
Source: RefSeq, a predicted model, not a curated record